AGAUAAAGGGUGCCGCUAAUCUAAGUAGUUUACUAUCAAGGUCUAACACAUCAAGAUUUUUUCAGGUGCUGGUUGAAUAGCGAGUCUGGUGCCAAAUGGACUUUUAUUGUUCCCGUGUGCCUCACUAGUCUGAUUGUCCUCGUACAGUUGGCGGUUAUUGGCUACGUUGCUUUCAUGAAAUCUAAACUACCAAACCAAACUGAAGACGAAAUGCAAGCACUUAAACGAAUGAGAAAUGUGUUUCAGGGUCUGUUGCUUCUUGCACCAGCUGUUGGCAUUUCGUGGAUUUUUGGUGUCAUCAUCAUUUUUUGUGACUGGAAGAUCAUGGAAUACAUUUAUGUUAUAUUAAAUUCCAUGCAAGGAUUCUUCGUCUGGCUUUCGCAGUGCGUCUUUAGCAAUGAGGUGCGACAAGCAUUCAAAAAGAAGUUUGCUAAUCGGAUAACGCGGGAAAGUAACACGACUACUGUAAGCAGUGUUACCCACAACACCGACCAUAUCGUUGUUGAAGACAUGUAAACACAGAUUUUGAGUGCAUGAUUAUUCGUUAGACAAACUUUGGUGACUAAACUAAAUUUAUAUUAUUAAUACGUUGUUGUUGGUGAGGUGACACAACACCUUUAUGUUUAAACCAAUUGUUGGCCUAUACUGUUACCUUAUAAAUUUAAAUGUACUAAUUAAUUACAUCUUGGUAUAAUAUAUUUUAAUAACAUGUUUGUUCUAUAUAUAUAAACCAACUUUUAAUACUUUA
This is a messenger RNA of Anneissia japonica, 748 nucleotides long. RefSeq names its product adhesion G-protein coupled receptor D1-like. The transcript is spliced from 5 exons. NCBI's taxonomy places the organism in Eukaryota, Metazoa, Echinodermata, Crinoidea, Comatulida, Comatulidae. Gene Ontology annotation, molecular function: G protein-coupled receptor activity. The record is from RefSeq and is a predicted model, not a curated record. Gene Ontology annotation, cellular component: membrane. Bases 175 to 516 code for a protein of 113 amino acids. Gene Ontology annotation, biological process: adenylate cyclase-activating G protein-coupled receptor signaling pathway.